Molecule: messenger RNA, 1547 nt
Organism: Musca vetustissima
Lineage: Eukaryota; Metazoa; Arthropoda; Insecta; Diptera; Muscidae
Product: probable methyltransferase-like protein 25
Exons: 3
Coding region: 27-1526 (499 amino acids)
Source: RefSeq, a predicted model, not a curated record
GAAAAGAAGGACUUCUCCUUUUAACAAUGUCGAUGCCACAAAUAUGUAAACGCCUCGAUGCCAUAUUAAAGUUAAUGGAACCCUAUUGGCCAUGGGUAAAUUGCCAUAUGGUCAAUUUUAUAACCGACAAACAUUGGGUUAAUUUUGUACCCAAGGAAAUACAACAGGAGUUACAAAAUCCCGAUGAUAUACAACAAUGUAUUGAAUCAGUAUUUUGGGCAGAUCAGAUAUCUGAUGAUACAAAGUUCCCUGAAACUGUGGCAUUUAUACAAACGACCCAGGCCCAUUGCCUUGAGAAUUUUAAAGAAAUUUUACUUACAAAAGAUGAUUUGACAAAAUGUGUACUAAAACUUAGUACGGAACUGGCACAACAUCCAAUUAGCAUUAAGGAAUUUUUGAGUGAAAAGAAGAAGCAUGAGGUUGAAAUGACAGCAAGUCUUGUAAACGAUCUGAUUCAGGGUACAUCUACUAAUGGCAGUAACACAGUAGUUGUGGAUGCUGGAGAUGGCAAAGGUUAUCUUUCUUCACGCUUGGCCUUGGAAUAUGGUUACAAUGUGCUGGGUAUUGAUAGCAAUCCAUCGAAUACAGAAAAUGCCUUGGAAAGGAAUAAAAAACUAAAGAAAGCAUGGAAUGGUCUCAAGGAGAGAGCAGAACUAGAGUCGAAGGGCAUAACACCACCAAGAAGAGGGAGACAAAAACAAAAGCCCACAGACAAUGAAACCCAAAUUAACUCCACUGGAGAUAAUGACAAUUACAAAACCGUGGACAAAUUUAUAACCACCGAUUUGGAUAUAAACAGUCUGUUAGAUGAUCAUUUUCCCAAUGUAUCCACUCAGCACACAUCAGUAUGCUUAACAGGUCUACAUACCUGUGGCAAUCUUGCAUCAGCCUGCCUGAAAUUAUUUCAUCACCAGGAAAAAUGCAAAAUACUCUGUAAUAUUGGCUGUUGUUAUCAUUUGCUAAAGGAGCAAUAUUCUGGACAAGAAUUCUUUGGCAACAAACACAUCGUGGAUAUGAAUCCAGAAACUGGUUUCCCUCUCAGUUCAUAUUUGCAAGAGAAGCGAACAGCUUUGGGUAGAAAUGCCCGCAUGUUGGCGGUGCAAUCAACAGAUCGUACUAAGGCCAGUAAGGAACUACCCAACAUUUCCCUACUCUAUAGAGCAUUGUUUGAAAUAUUGGUUUGUGAGGCCAUGCCCGAAAUGAAGGAUGCCAUACAAGUGGGUAAAUUAAGAAAAUUCAACAAUUUCCAAGAAUAUGUGGAGCUAUGUAAAAAGAAACAUCACUCUUUGGAAGUGAUCUCUCAAGAAAGAAUAGACACCAUUGCAGCAGAAGGGGAACACCAUAAAUCCCAUUUGGAUAUGUUUUAUUUGCUGCGAAUGUCAUUUGCUCCUGUCCUCGAGACUAUUAUCUUAUUAGAUCGCCUACUUUUCUUAUUAGAAAAUGGCCAUAAACAAAGUUAUAUAUUGGCUGCCUUUGAUGCUGUGGUCUCACCUCGCCGAUUUGCAAUAAUUUCAAUAAAAGAAUAACAAAACUUUUUGGUUGCCAAA